AUGGCCGGUUGGGGCACCCCUGAUCCCCAGGCCUGCCUUGCCCUCUGCUCUUCUGGCACCAGGCUGGGCAGUGCAGACAGUGCAGCCCUGCAGCCUUCAGGACACCUUGUUUCCAGGCCCUGCAAUCCACCAAGCUGGACAGAUGGGGCCCCCCUUGGUCACAGUGGGAGGUCAGGGGUAACCCAGGGCCCUGCUGCUGCCUUACCUUGCUGGGGUGACUGCUUGAUUAAAGAUCCCAAGACUGGACCAGGCCCUGGUGCCCCCCGACCUGCAGCUAUGGCCCAACAAGGCAGGUGUUCGAGAAGGCCCUGCACCGUGUCCCAGGACUGCACUAGGGGCCUCAUCGGCAACCUGCUGGGCUGGUGGUGUGGGGGGAGGGCGGGCUACCUUGGUGGUAUUCUUCCUCUACCCCAGUGGGGGCUGGUGGGCCCUGAGGUGGAGGCGUUUCCUUGGGCCCUGCUGAGGAUGGUAGUAGUGGGUGAGCUCCUGGUAAGGGGACAGGUGUGGGUUCGACUCCUCCAUCCCACAUAGGCUCCUGUGCCUCUCCCCACCUGUUGGUCAAUGGAGCUCGAGAACAAGCUGUUGCUGCCAGAUAAAGAAGCAAAGCCUGCUCCACUGCCCACCCCAGGCCCCCUUCCCUUCCUCCACCAGGCUGAGUGGAAAACCCUGAAGCUAUGGGACAGGCUCCUGUUGCCUGUGCCUACAUAGGAGGGUGCGGGCUAUGGCAGGAAGACAGUGUGCCUGCCCCGCAUCCCCUGUCCCAGUGCAAACACCUUGGGAAGGGGGUUCCUAGUGGUCUUCUGACAGGAGACCUGCAGGGCCAGGGUGCCCACCCCGGUCCCUCAAUAAAGAACUGGGAGGAAAUGCUGGUCCUGCGGAGUUGGGCAGGCAUGGGGCUACCUGCAAGCGUCCGCCUUCCCCCAGGAGGCCACUGCAGCCCAGCCCUUCUGUGCCCUGGGCCCCUCCUCACUGCACCCCCACCCACCAUACCACCCUGGGACAGAGGAAACACGUGGGAGGCCACCGCAUAGAGCCUGUCUGUUUAUAGAUCUCUGCCUGUCUUGUCCAUCCGUCCGUCCAUCCACCUGUGUGUAUAUAUCUGUAUAUCUCUAUGGAACAGGGAAUGGGACAGUUGUGUAAAAAUCCAAAAUACAAUUCUGAUUAUGAACAA
This is a messenger RNA of Rhinopithecus roxellana (golden snub-nosed monkey), 1171 nucleotides long. RefSeq lists its product as uncharacterized. The record is from RefSeq and is a predicted model, not a curated record. NCBI's taxonomy places the organism in Eukaryota, Metazoa, Chordata, Mammalia, Primates, Cercopithecidae.